CUGAUUAGCUCAUUUUGGCACUUUUGAAUUAGCUCAAUUAGUAGCAUGCGGGUAUUGCCUUGGAUAGCUGCGGCGUUCUUCCUGACUGGCGUCGCAGAUGCGUGGGUGAAGCGUCGGUGGGACCACUCGCGGUCGUUCAAGAAGCUAGGGCUCACCGACCUCACGUGUCCAACAUCCCAUGUCGCCAACACAGACGAUACGGCCGUGACCACUCCGCCCUCUCUGCCUGCGUCGUGCUGUCUGUGUCAAACCUUCAUGCAACGUAUCGAGACGAACUUGAACGCGACCGAGAACGAUCACGAGAUGGACGUGGUGUUCCGCAUCAGCGAAGAGAAGAAGACAAUUCCGUACUCCCGCAGCGAAGGCCGCAUUCUUGAAGUCCUCGAGUCUGUCUGCAAGGACGUGUCGCUGCCCGACCCACACACAUCGCCCAAGGUCAAAGUGGCCGUCAAGAACGCGGUAACGUUACCUCCAUUCGGAUUCCUUAUCCACAUGUGACGCCCGUUGUAGUGCCAAGGCUUCGUGGACGAGUUCGCGGACGACCUCAUCGGUCUCUACUACAACAACCUCGCCCCCCAGCAAACUGCCAUGUGCGUCGACCGCCUGCAGCUGUGCGCUUCCCAACUCAACGACGAGCUUUAACAUGGCUAAGAUCAAGUCAAAUAAUUAGCUUUUCAGUCAAAUAUUCAGCUUUUCUCCAAUUUAUCAGUUUUUCAUGUAUUUUGACCAAUCUAUUUUG
Messenger RNA from Aphanomyces astaci, 739 nucleotides. RefSeq lists its product as hypothetical. The transcript is spliced from 2 exons. The record is from RefSeq and is a predicted model, not a curated record. Lineage: Eukaryota; Oomycota; Saprolegniomycetes; Saprolegniales; Verrucalvaceae. The coding region runs from base 46 to 498 and encodes 150 amino acids.